AUGAGGACUUUCGGACCAGGACCACGCGACUUCAACUCGGCCUCUGAGAUUUGCGACGAAAGCAUCAAGGCUGCUAUGGAAAAUCUAUUGGCGGAAAAAGAUAUUAGGAUAGCUGAACUACUAGCCAGAAUCAAUCAACUUGAGAUCCAAGUCAAUAAAACUUCAACCACCCCCAAUGUUUCUCCUUCCAAUGACGCUGGAAUCUCUUUGGCUGCAGCAGUGAAUCAAACUGCAACCUCUUUAAAUCAACCGAAUCAACUCCAGAGCUUGCCACCCGAUGACGCGGAAAGCUCCUUAUCUGGAUCAUAUCAGUUCCAGGUCGAUUUAGAGAACAAACGUGAAAUUCCCGCAGUAAAUCCUUCUUCAAUAGCGACCUUAUCUGGACCUUCCUUAAGCGCAACGAAUCAGACUUCCAUAGAUCUCCCUGGAAUCUCGCUCACCAGUUGGAGCUGUGUGACGCGUAGCGACAUGCUGCCAGAAAAUUGCGGGGAGGAAUCCGAUAGCCAUUUGGAUUACAUUGAAGAAAUCGAAGAAACUUAUGAAAGCCCCACAAGUGACGAUGAGGAUGAUUAUGAGCCCGAAGUGCACAGUUUCGGAACCAGAAGGGGAGAGCCAGAGAAUGAUCACUAUGCAGUGGGCUAUAGAGGUGUAUCGUGUGUUGUAGGAGGAAAUAUUGUCAAAACAUUUGACGAUGAGGCCAGUUGUAGUGGAAAGUUAAAGUUAUUGGCCACGAUUCCUGGCCUCUCGACUCCUGAUGGAAAGCGGGCUCUUUUCCCAUCCAAACUCAUGUUGCAUAGGCAAGACUCUAACAUGAUCGUGCAAGAUAAGUACAACCCGAACUCGCUGUACAACGUUGAUAUGGAGUAUGGUAAAGUGGUCGAUGAGUGGAAAAUUAGUCCUGAGAAACUCGUGGACUUCUGCCCGGGUCAAAAAUUCAAUCAAAUGCUCCCGGAUUCGAUCUUCGUAGGGGUCUCGCCCAACUAUCUUUGUACUAUCGAUCCACGAUUACCUGACUACAAAGGAGUCGCAGGGAAAAGGUACAGCCCCUCUACCCGGACUGACUUCUCCUGUGUUGUGACUACCGAAUUUGGAUGGAUCGCUGCCGGAUCCAAGAAUGGGGACAUCAGAUUGUAUGACUCGUCGAACAACAUUGCUAAAACUCACCUUCGUGGAUGCAAUGGCUCAGUUUUGGCGCUCGAUGUCUCUAAAGAUGGAGCGUAUUUGGUCGCUACUUACGCGAAGCACUUGGUGCUUUACGACUGCCACAUGGGCUUUAGUAGCAGCAUUGCUAAUUCUGUGAAUGCUUCCGGUAUCAUGGUCAAUCUUGACCCGGGAAAGUUAAAGCAUCUUCAAAAUGAAGGUGUUCUGCUCGUCUACAAACCAGCGAAGUUCAAUUUAGGCCCCAAAGCGACUGAACAAGUUAUUGUCACCUCGAUUGGCCCUUACCUGAUAGUAUUCAACUUACACUCAAUAUUGGCCGGCAAACCUACAUUUGAUGUCAGGAGAUAUCAAGAAAACGUGGUUACCGAUAAUUUUCGAUGGGAUAAUGACAAAGAUAUCGUUGUCACGAUGCCAAGCGAUGUGUUCGUCCAGAAACGAGCCAAAUUGUCCCGACCCAAUCGCCAUUCCAUGUAG
This is a messenger RNA of Puccinia triticina, 1635 nucleotides long. RefSeq lists its product as uncharacterized. Lineage: Eukaryota; Fungi; Basidiomycota; Pucciniomycetes; Pucciniales; Pucciniaceae. Gene Ontology annotation, molecular function: protein binding. Gene Ontology annotation, cellular component: cytoplasm; nucleus. The coding region runs from base 1 to 1635 and encodes 544 amino acids. The record is from RefSeq and is a predicted model, not a curated record. The transcript has 6 exons.